AUGGCGACACCGAUCUCUCCAUCUGAACAGUCAGUUACUGUCAAGGGCCGGCGCGUGCUGGCCUGCGUGCUGUGUCAGCAACGCAAGAUCAAGUGUGAUCGUAUAUUCCCUUGCGCCAACUGUGUACGUGCCGGCGAGCAGUGCGAGCAAGCAACCCGCCAGCGACGCCGGAGGUUUCCCGAGAGAGAGCUGCUGGCCCGCCUGCGACACUAUGAGAGCCUGCUCCGCCAGCAUAACGUCAAGUUCGAUCCUCUCCACACGCCUACUACAGGGUGUAGGUCUCCUAGCAAGGAUGAGCGAGAUGAACUUCCAGAGGUUGUUCAGUUGGAAGGUACUAUUCCUGAUACGGGUUCUCGUCUGUUGAAAGAAAAGAAAACAGUCAAGUCUAAAUCAUUGAAUCUUUGGCAUGCCAUGAGUCAAAAGACCGUAGAUCCCAAGGACGAUGACGGAAAUGACGGCGAAGACGAUGAAAACGACACCGGGUUCCUGCACGAGAACGAUGAUGUGCGCCACGCCGUGAUCAAGAACGCAUGGAACCAUAUGUUUCAAGGCAAAAGUAACGACCACCUUUUAUUCGGUUCACCGGUAGGGAACGUUGACGACCUUUCUGCUUUGCAUCCGACCCAUGUACAGAUCUUCAGGCUCUGGCAAAUCUACUUGGACAACAUCAAUCCUCUUUUAAAAGUCACGCAUACACCCACUCUCCAAACACGUCUCAUCGAUGCUGCUAGUGAUAUCGCCAAUAUCAAUCCUACAAUGGAAGCAUUAAUGUUCAGUAUAUACUGUGUCUCCAUUCUAAGUCUCUCAGAAGAUCAAUGCAGUGCCUUGUUCGGAUCUCCCAAAAAGGAUCUCUUGACGGCCUAUCAGUCUGCAUGCCAGCAAGCGUUACGGAAUUGUUGUAUUUUACGCUCUAGUGACCGGGAGUGCUUGACCGCAUUGUAUCUGUAUCUAGUGUCGAUCAGACCUGACACGGACCCUGCGUCUCUCUCAUCCAUGCUCAGCGUUGCUAUACGAAUCGCACAGCGGAUAGGUAUUCAUGAUGAAUCAAUGUACGGUAAAUGUUCUGCUCUGGAAGCGGAGAUGCGUCGAAGACUGUGGUGGUCGCUCAUCAUCUUUGAUAACCGCAUCUGCGAAAUGUCCGAUUAUAAGACCGCGUCGCUGGCUCCGACCUGGGACUGCCGCGUUCCGCUCAAUGUGAGUGAUUUCGAGCUUCAGCCGGAGAUUAAAGCCCCACCCGCAGCAAACAACAGACCAACAGAGAUGCUCUUUGCUAUUAUCCGCAGUGAGCUCGCCGACUUUGUCCGUCGCACCGCCUUCCACCUCAAUUUCACCAAUCCUUAUUUGAACACGAUCGCCCCUCGAUCUACCACUAUAGAUGAGGCGGAGCAGCUUCUGGCGUUGGAGAAGAUGGUAGAGGAGAAAUACUUGGUAUUAUGCAAUCCAGAGAACCCACUGCAUUUCAUGACGAUCUGGACCACGCGGGGUUACCUAGCCAAGAAUCGUCUCUUGCAACACUACUCCCAAUACUUGACGGCCUCCGUGCAGCAGACAGAUACGCGGCGCAACGUCGGUAUUUUCCACGCGCUGCGUAUGCUGGAGUGCGACACCAACCUCAUGACGUCGCCUCUCACCAAAGGAUACCUGUGGCUUGUUCACUUCCACUUCCCCUUUCCCGCGUAUAUUCACCUUCUGCAGGAUUUGAAGAAGAGGCCCGUCGGGGAGCAUGCAGACCAGGCGUGGGAGGCCAUGAGCAACAACUAUAAGGUCCGCAUUAUGGAUGCCAAGGAGGACGACCGCCCCUUUUUUAUCGUCUUCUCUCGGAUUGUCUCUCAGGCCUGGGAGGCGCGUGAACAGAUAGCCAGACAACAGGAGAGGCCCCUGGUGCCACCACGGAUUGUGUCGGAUAUACGGAACAAAGUAAUGCAGAUGACGUUAAAUUUCGGUCAGAAUGCAGACACAGUGCAGCCUGGUGGUUCCCCGGGCGUCGACGUGGAUAACCUGUCAAUGCCUAUGCAGAUGGAUUUCAAUGUGCCAGGCAUGGUGUAUGGCGCUGGCGGGCAGGUGCCUACAAGUUUGGGACCGUGGGGAUAUCCUGAGAUGCCUGGGCCGAGGGGCAUGGACGUGGAUGCGAAUCAGUUUAUUUUGUAA
Molecule: messenger RNA, 2148 nt
Organism: Aspergillus tanneri
Lineage: Eukaryota; Fungi; Ascomycota; Eurotiomycetes; Eurotiales; Aspergillaceae
Product: Zn(II)2Cys6 transcription factor
Exons: 4
Coding region: 1-2148 (715 amino acids)
Biological process (GO): regulation of DNA-templated transcription; DNA-templated transcription
Molecular function (GO): DNA binding; DNA-binding transcription factor activity, RNA polymerase II-specific; zinc ion binding
Source: RefSeq, a predicted model, not a curated record